Cydia pomonella (codling moth) is the source of this 855-nucleotide messenger RNA. RefSeq lists its product as uncharacterized. Gene Ontology annotation, biological process: DNA integration. Gene Ontology annotation, molecular function: nucleic acid binding. The record is from RefSeq and is a predicted model, not a curated record. The coding region runs from base 1 to 855 and encodes 284 amino acids. The transcript is spliced from 3 exons. NCBI's taxonomy places the organism in Eukaryota, Metazoa, Arthropoda, Insecta, Lepidoptera, Tortricidae.
AUGGACAGCAACGAUAUCCUUCGAGUUGGAGGUUGCCUCGAAGAAGCGCAUUUACCUUACGAGAUGAAACAUCCAAAAAUCAUUCCCAAGGAAUCACGUCUUGCUACAUUACUCAUAGACCACGCCCACCUGAUGACACUUCACGGAGGUGCCAAGCUCACUUCAAGCAAGCUGCGAGAAGAGUACUGGGUGAUGGGCGGAAACAAUAGAGUCAAACAACAAGUUCGAAAAUGCGUCAAGUGCCAAAAAAUUGAUGGGAAAAAACAAUAUCAACUGAUGGGCGAUCUUCCUGCCGCCCGUGUUAACGAAGCAAAACCAUUUUUUCACACCGGAGUCGAUUACACAGGAUUUGUUGACAUAAAAACAAGCAAGGCGCGUGGAAGCAGAACGUUGAAAGGUUACGUUGCCGUUUUCAUCUGCAUGGUCACAAAAGCAGUACACUUAGAGCUUGUAACAGAACUAACAAGCUCAGCAUUCCUGGCAGCUCUAAGGAGGAUGGCCGCCAGAAAAGGAGCCCCAAAGCAUCUAUACUCUGAUCAAGGAACCAACUUCGUAGGCGCGAACAACAUUUUGAAACAACAGUGGAAUGAAAUUCAAAACACAUUCGACGAUAACUUCUUAGCAAAAAUCGCCGAAAUGGAAAUCGAGUGGCAUUUUAAUGCCCCGGCCUGGCCCAGCGCUGGCGGGCUCUGGGAAAGAGCAAACUUCGAUUUUUCACUUCUUGAAGAUAUGAUCGUAGUACCAGCGCCGACGAAAGAAACUGAUGAUGAACCACCGAAAAUUGAAGCGGAAUCCCCAAAAACCCAGUGCCAGGCAAUCAUGUCAAUUGGCAUUUUAGCCGAGUCUGAGCUAUAA